GGCACAUUGAAUGUAUUAUAUGUCAUUUAUGGCACAUUAAGUGCAAUUUAUGUAGCAUAUGGCACAUUGAAUGUAUUACAUGUAGUUUAUGGCACAUUAAGUGAAUUAUGUGUAGCAUAUGGCACGUUGAAUGUAUUAUAUGUAAAUUAUGGCACAUUAAGUGAAUUAUGUGUAGCAUAUGGCACAUUGAAUGUAUUAUAUGUAGUUUAUGGCACAUUAAGUGCAUUAUGUGCAUAUGGCACAUUGAAUGUAUUAUAUGUCAUUUAUGGCACAUUAAGUGCAAUUUAUGUAGCAUAUGGCACAUUGAAUGUAUUACAUGUAGUUUAUGGCACAUUAAGUGCAUUAUAUGUAGCAUAUGGCAUAUUGAAUGUAUUAUAUGUAGUCUAUGGCACAUUAAGUGCUUUAUGUGUAGCAUAUGGCACAUUGAAUGUAUUACAUGUAGUUUAUGGCACAUUAAGUGCAUUAUAUGUAGCAUAUGGCAUAUUGAAUGUAUUAUAUGUAGUUUAUGGCACAUUAAGUGCAUUAUAUGUAGCAUAUGGCACAUUGAAUGUAUUAUAUGUAGUUUAUGGCACAUUAAGUGAAUUAUGUGUAGCAUAUGGCAAAUUGAAUGUAUUAUAUGUAGUUUAUGGCACAUUAAGUGUAU
Molecule: messenger RNA, 643 nt
Organism: Owenia fusiformis
Lineage: Eukaryota; Metazoa; Annelida; Polychaeta; Sabellida; Oweniidae
Source: the annotation of a GenBank genome assembly